AUGCUGAUUCUUUUCGAGGUAGCCGCCGGUUAUGUGGUUUUCAAGCUCAGCAACGAGAAGAAGCUGGAAAAUGUUAAGAACGUCUGGGAGGAAUUCAACACCGCCGAGAUGGCUCAAGAAAAGUAAGUUGUACAAGACAUCAACUUUUUUAAAUAAGAAUGAUGAUAAUGAUGAUAAUUUCUGUUUCAGUCUGCAGUUAGUGACUUUCAAACAGUUCAGUUCAAAGCAGUUCAAGUUUAAGUUCAAAGCUGUCGACGCCGCUCCCGAAAUCGCGGAAGGAAAACUCAGUCUGAAGAAGCUGAUCAAGUCCAGCGGCGAUGAGACCGGAAAACAGGCGGUCGGAGACGCCAAGCUCGGAAAUUUGAUCAAGGUUUGUGCCUGCACGGUCUCCAGAGCUGACAAUAUGGGCGUGGCGGCCUCGGCCAAAUGGCGUUUUCAUGAAUUGAGCAGGUUUUCUCUGAUUUUUGUGGUCAAAGGUGAUGAAAAACGAUUGUUCGACAUGAAAACACACGAAUUCUCAGAAUUAAUGACGUUUUGGCGCAUUUUUCGCGGACUUUGCUUUUUCGCCUUCGCCGCCGAUAGCCGCCGAAGGCCGCCUAAAAACCGCACUUCUCAUUUUGCGCUUUCUUGAUCGUUUUCAGACAGAUUUGGUUUUGAGAAUGAUAAAUCACGUAAUUACAAGCAUUUUGAGCGCCCGAACCGCAAAAACUACCGAAAAGCAACUGAAAUUCACGCAGUUUCAGCCAAAAAAACCUUCAAACGGAUAAAUGUGAUUUGCGACUUGACCAAAUUUAACGCUUUUACGCUUAAAAAAUUAGUAAUAGCCUAUACAAUCGGUCUAUCAAGAGACAAAUGACAAAUUAUCGGGUUUUCGUGGUUUAUCUGGCAAAAAACACCAAUUUUGCUGUUAAAAUUUGAAUUUCGUGCCAAUGUAUCGCUGCUCUAUUGGGCGGGGCGCACUUGCGCCCAUUGUCAGCUCUGGAGACCGUGGCCUGUAAUAAUAAUUCACUUUUGUUCACAAAAUUACGUUCAGGAGAAACUUCCCCUCAACUGCGUCCACGAUAUCUCGAUCAACGAGUUGAUGAGCGCAGUUCGUGCUCAUAUUGAUGAGUUUCUCGCUGAGCACAAGGAGGAAACGAAUGCGAUGAAGUUGGCUGUUGCUCACUCGCUCGCUCGCUACAACUUCAAGUACAACCCGGAAAAGAUCGAUGAUAUGGUUGUUCAGGUGUGUGUCGCCGCGGAGGUGUCCAGUCCGUCGCCACAAAACGCGACAGUCCACAAUUAUUAUUUCGCAGGCCGUUUCUCUUCUUGAUGCCCUCGACAAGGAGCUCAACAACUACGUCUUGUGCAUCCGAAAGUGGUACGGAUGGCAUUUCCCAGAGCUCGGAAAGAUCGUUCAGGAUCAUGAAGCGUAUGCCAAGGUAACGCUGGUGCUGAGAUAAAACCAUCGAAACAAAGUUCGUUUCAGAUUGUGAAGACGAUUGGAAUGCGUCAAAACGCAAUCAACACCGACUUGUCAUCUAUUCUUCCCGAAGAUCUGGAAGAGAAGGUCAAGGAGGAUGCUGAGGUCUCAAUGGGAAAUGAUGUCGCGGAAAUCGAUCUCAUGUACAUCAAGGGUUUCUGUGAGCAGAUUAUCAAACUCUCGCAAUAUCGGUAUGUUUCGAAAGUGAUUGAUAUAAUAAAUAAAAUUCCGUUUUAGAGCUCCACUAUUCGACUACCUCAAAAACGGCAUGACUGCCCUCGCUCCGAAUCUCACAGUUCUUCUCGGAGAGCUCGUCGGAGCUCGUUUGAUCUCUCACGCUGGAUCCAUUGUCUCACUGGCCAAGGCUCCAGCUUCGACGCUUCAGAUCCUUGGAGCCGAAAGGGCACUUUUUCGUGCUCUCAAGAGGAAGGCGAACACACCGAAGUAUGGAUUGAUUUAUUUUGCUCAGCUUAUCACACAAGCCCCGCCAAAGAUGAAGGGAAAAGUAAAGAUAAAGUUAAGUAAUUGCAAUUUUCACAAAAUGAACUAUUCAGAUGGCUCGCAUGCUUGCCACCAAAUGCUCGCUGGCUGCCCGCAUCGACGCUCUGUCCGUCGAACCCAUUGACAAUGCAUUCGGAAUGAAGUGCCGUACUUUCCUGGAGAACGUCCUCCGAACUGAGUUGGAGAAGCAGAGACACGACGAGGACGAAUUCAAGAGCGAGACAAACGACGCUGCCGCUGAUGCUCCGGCCAGUCGCAAGAAAGAACAGUUCGAGGAGGAGGACAACAUAAAUGCUGUGAAAAAUAUGAAGAUAGAAGAGGCGGAAGAAGAGGAGGAGCCGCAGAAGAAAGUGAAGAAAGAGGAGGUCGAAUCCGAUGAGGAAUAA
Molecule: messenger RNA, 2349 nt
Organism: Caenorhabditis sp. 36 PRJEB53466
Lineage: Eukaryota; Metazoa; Nematoda; Chromadorea; Rhabditida; Rhabditidae
Source: the annotation of a GenBank genome assembly